AUGUUGUUCUAUGGACCUCCAGGAACCGGUAAAACCUCCACGAUAUUGGCUCUGUCAAAGCAGCUCUAUGGGCCUACCCUUUUCAAGAGCAGAGUGCUGGAACUGAAUGCCUCAGACGAAAGAGGCAUUUCCAUUGUUAGAGAAAAAAUCAAGAACUUUGCUCGUCUUUCUGUUUCAAAUGCUUCCAAAGAGGACCAGGAAAAGUACCCAUGUCCACCAUAUAAACUCAUCAUAUUGGAUGAAGCAGAUUCUAUGACAUCUGAUGCCCAGUCAGCUCUGAGAAGAACCAUGGAGACUUACUCCAACGUGACGAGAUUUUGUUUGAUUUGCAAUUACAUCACGAGAAUCAUUGAUCCGCUUGCCUCCAGAUGCUCCAAGUUCAGAUUCAAACCACUUGGUGACAAUUCUUCUCUGGCAAGAUUGCAGUACAUCGUGAGCUCCGAGAAGAUAAAGCUCGAGGACGAGACUAAAAUCCUGAAGGAAAUAUUGAAAUUGUCCGAGGGAGACUUGAGAAAAGCCAUCACCUUUCUUCAGAGUGCGUGUAAGCUGUUUUCCUUCGGAACAGAUGGUGAUAAAGCUGAGGCACCAGACGCAGAUUCUAUGAAUAUUGAUGAUCCAGUGGUUGUGCCUACGUUCUCCAUCACCGAUAUCCAGGAGAUUGCCGGUGUCAUACCCAACAGCGAGACAAACAAGCUGAUUCAGCGACUGGUUGCCAAGAACUUCAACGACAUAUUUGACUACCUGAGAGAGGAUGUCUUCAAGGCAGGCUAUAACGGGUCCAACAUUAUCAACUCCUUACAUGAUUCGCUGGUGCUCGGUGGAGACGAUGAUGACGACGAUGUUGACCUGGCCCUCAGUUUGAAUCAUGAUCAGAAGAACAAGAUCUCUGAAAUCAUAUUUGCUGCCGACUCUAAGCUGACUAACGGAUGUAAUGAGCAGAUUCAGGUUUUAGAUGCGUGUUUGAAGAUAGCUGUGCUUCUAUGA
This is a messenger RNA of Kuraishia capsulata CBS 1993, 984 nucleotides long. RefSeq lists its product as uncharacterized. Gene Ontology annotation, biological process: DNA-templated DNA replication; DNA repair. NCBI's taxonomy places the organism in Eukaryota, Fungi, Ascomycota, Pichiomycetes, Pichiales, Pichiaceae. The record is from RefSeq and is a predicted model, not a curated record. Bases 1 to 984 code for a protein of 327 amino acids. The transcript has a single exon. Gene Ontology annotation, molecular function: ATP binding; DNA binding; ATP hydrolysis activity. Gene Ontology annotation, cellular component: DNA replication factor C complex; nucleus.